This is a messenger RNA of Rhagoletis zephyria (snowberry fruit fly), 732 nucleotides long. RefSeq names its product ubiquitin conjugating enzyme 10 (gene Ubc10). NCBI's taxonomy places the organism in Eukaryota, Metazoa, Arthropoda, Insecta, Diptera, Tephritidae. The record is from RefSeq and is a predicted model, not a curated record.
GACAUUCUUCAAUAAACAUCCAAAAGAAACGUAAAGGUGGGCAGAAGUUAAUUCUGGAAUUUUACUAAAUUUUGCAAAAUUGUUUUUUUUUUUAAAUACAUUAACCCGCAAAUAGAUUUGUGGGUAGCUCUUAAAGAAGAGAGUAGCGAAAAUCGUUUAGUACGAGAUGACUGCACCGCGCAGGCUUCGAAAAGAGCUGACUGAUCUGCAAGCGUGUGGCCUGAAAUCCUUCCGAGAAAUUAAUGCAGACGAAGAAAAUUUGCUGCGCUGGACAGGCUUAAUAGUGCCAGAUAAUGCACCCUAUAAUAAAGGUGCAUUUCGAAUUGAAAUUAAUUUUCCCGCGGAGUACCCCUUCAAACCGCCAAAGAUAAUUUUUAAGACGAAGAUCUAUCACCCAAAUAUUGAUGAGAAGGGGCAGGUAUGCCUACCAAUUAUUUCGACCGAAAACUGGAAGCCUGCAACACGUACAGACCAAGUGGUUCAAGCAUUGAUUGCCCUAAUUAAUGAUCCUGAGCCAGAACAUCCGCUGCGUGCCGACCUGGCUGAAGAGUAUCUGAGGGAUCGAAAACGUUUUAUGAAAAAUGCUGAAGAGCACACCCGAAAGAAUAGCGAAAAACGACCGACAGAUUAGGAAAGAAGCGCUGCCAAAAAUUUAUUCAAGUGAAGUAGAAAAAUAUAUGUAACAUACGGAAUAAAAUAUAACAGCAUUGGAUUGAGGUGCAUUUCCAGUCA